Messenger RNA from Vavraia culicis subsp. floridensis, 879 nucleotides. RefSeq lists its product as uncharacterized. The record is from RefSeq and is a predicted model, not a curated record. Lineage: Eukaryota; Fungi; Microsporidia; Pleistophoridae. Bases 1 to 879 code for a protein of 292 amino acids. The transcript has a single exon.
AUGCGUGCGUAUGUGAUGCAAAUAUUUAUCCUUUAUCUCGCUGUUGUACACUCAUUUUUGCUUCCGGCUUCGCGGCUCAAGCCGUCUUUCAAAAAAGUACAGAACAGGACACGUGGUACAACCGUGAUCAGAAUCGGUGUGCAUGCCGAUGGUACCGCAAUAGUUGCUCUCCGAGCAGCGUUGUCUGUCGAGUUCAGUUCGGAUCUCAACGCGCUCAGCACCGUGACCAAGUUCUUUGGCGGCAUAUUCGACAUCAUAAACGAGGACAUACAAAAUCUUGGCAUACAGGUACGUGGCGACUUCACAAAGGUUGUUUUGGAGGGCAUGCCGUACGACAUAACGAAGUGUAUAGAGGGCAAUCCGGUACUGGCACGAACAAACAUAGUUAAAACCGCUUUUACCGCUCAGAUGGGCCCGAGAAUGGGGAAUGACCUGGUGCUACUGUUCUGCCCCGAGCGUGUUAUUCUACCGCCCAACAGCGCGCUGCUAAGCAAUAGUAGCUGCAGCAACACGGCAGGCGUGAUGUACGGCGAGUUGCGUGCCCUGAAAGAGAUAAUAACAGACACGGUGUACAAAAUGAUAUCGUCUGGUACCAGCCGACCGCUCAACAACACGGCAAACUUUGAGCGGAAUGCUCAGAAGUACGUAUCGGAAUGCAUAGGGGGCGAGAAGAACGCGUUUGGCGAGUUUGUACGCGAUCUGAAAGCGGUGCGGCACUUGUCGAGCGAGCGGUUUAUUCUCGAAAACGGCUCUAAGCUUAAGGAGCAUGACUUGAUGGAUGAUGUGUACCUGUUAAAGAACAGAAAACGGAUCGUGGGAUAUCCAACGGAGGACUACUCGAAUGAUGAUGAGCUGUACUCUGAUUUUAACAAGGAGUGA